Molecule: messenger RNA, 3812 nt
Organism: Phacochoerus africanus (Common warthog)
Lineage: Eukaryota; Metazoa; Chordata; Mammalia; Artiodactyla; Suidae
Gene: LAMP2
Product: lysosomal associated membrane protein 2
Exons: 9
Coding region: 146-1381 (411 amino acids)
Cellular component (GO): membrane
Source: RefSeq, a predicted model, not a curated record
GUCUUAUGACCCGCUCUGAAGAGCCGACGAGUCCCCGCUUUUGCAGCGUUGUGGUCGGUGGGCAGCGGCGCUCUUGCCCGGGUUCUGGGAGCCUUUUCCCUGGUGUUGCUGCUCUUGCCGCCGCCGCCGCCUGCUCUGCGGGAUCAUGGUGUGCUUCCGCCUCUCCCCGGUUCCGGGCUCCGGGCUCCUUAUGCUCUGCCUCGUCCUGGGAGCUGUCUCGUCUUAUGCAUUGGAACUUAAUUUGACAAAUUCAGAAAAAGCCACUUGCCUUUAUGCAAAGUGGCAGAUGAAUUUCACAAUACGCUAUGAGACUACAAACAACAGUCAUAAAACUGUACCCAUUUCAGACUUUGGUGCUGCAACGUACAAUGGAAGCUUUUGUGGGGAUGACCAUAAAGAUCCCCAAAUUGUGAUGCAGUUUGGAUCGGGUUUUUCCUGGAUUGUGAAUUUUGCAAAGGAAUCGUCUAAUUAUUUAAUCGACAGCAUCUCAUUUUCCUACAACACUAGUGAUAACACAACAUUUCCUGAUGCUAAAAAAAAAGGAGUUUUAACUGUGAAUGACUCUGUGGGAUUCCAAGUUCCAUUGAAUGACAUCUUUAGAUGCAAUAGUUUAUCAGCUUUAGAAAAGGAUAAUGUUGUCCAGCAUUAUUGGGAUGUUCAUGUACAAGCUUUUGUUCAAAACGGCACAGUGAGCACAAAAGAGUUUUUGUGUGAUAAAGAUAAGACUUUAACUACAACGGUGCCCGUCAUUCCCACCUCUGUGCCAUCUCCUACUACAACACCCACUCCAAAGGAAAAACCGGAGACUGGAUCCUAUUCAGUUACAAGUAGCAAUGGUACAUGUCUUCUGGCAAACAUGGGGCUGCAACUGAACAUUACUCAAGAUAAGGUUGCUUCAGUUAUUAAUAUCAAUCCCAACACAACCAACGCCACUGGCAACUGCCAUAGUAAAACUGCUCUACUCAGGCUGAGCGGCAGCAACAUCAAAUAUCUUGACUUCGUCUUUGCUGUGAAAAACGACAACCGAUUCUAUCUGAAGGAGGUGAAUGUCAGCGUGUAUUUGGUUAAUGGUUCUGUUUUCAGCAUUGCGAAUAACAAUCUCAGCUACUGGGAUGCCCCCCUGGGAAGUUCUUAUAUGUGUAACAAAGAGCAGACUGUUUCAGUGUCUGGAGCAUUUCAGAUAAAUACCUUUAAUCUAAGAGUUCAGCCCUUCAGUGUGAUGGAAGGAAAGUAUUCAACAGCCCAAGAGUGUUCGCUGGAUGAUGACACCAUUCUAAUACCAAUUAUAGUUGGUGCUGGUCUUUCAGGCUUGAUUAUCGUUAUAGUGAUUGCUUACCUAAUUGGCAGAAGAAAAAGUUAUGCUGGAUAUCAGACUCUGUAACACUCAUCCACACGUGACUCUGUUACAAAACAAUAAAGCAAGUACAAGUUCCAACAUGUAAUACCCUUCAAUUUAAGGUAUAUAGAGUUGCAGUUCUGAUCUUAGAAGAGGUUGUAUGGGGGAUUUCAAACUUAAAUAGAUAAAAAAAAUACCCCUGAAACUAUAAACUUCCAAUUAGUCACAUGAUUUUGGUUUUCCCAACUAAGGAAUUUAAAACUGUUAUUUCUAUGCCAAGAAACACAUGCAAAAUCAUGUUGAUUUUAGAUUCUAUUUUAUUGUCUUGAAUUAGUAUUGCAGUGUUCUCACUUUAGAUCUUCUGAUUACAAAUAAACAGUUCAGGAGAAAGAGUUUUUAAAAACGAGACUUUUUUCCCUCUGCACGUGUGUUGUCAAAUUGAGACAACACAUCCUACAGUGGAUUUGUACUUGCUCCCUUUGCAUUUUUUGGUGAUUUUGUUUGCAGGUUAACUUAGCUGCUUUGGCAUUGCUGCAUAUUUGACUAUGAGAGAUAUGCCAGUAGUUUUGAACAGGGUCUCGUAGUACUAUGUUCUUAGCAAUGAAUGCUUUUCUGAUGCCUUUUGAAUACAUUUGUAUUUAACGUGGCUGUAGUGACAAAAGCUUUUUCAAUUUUAGAAUAGGUGUUAAUCUUUUUUAAAAAGAUACCCUGGAUAUUUCAGUCUUUUAAAUUGCAAGCCACAAGACUAUUACAACUGGGCAUUUCAAUCCAUUUUCUAGAUGCUUUAGAGCUAAUUGCUAGGCAGUGCCAAUUUGGGGCAUUAUUAGUCCUUUGUACCUGUAAACUGGCCUCUACAUGCAGUGCUAAAAUUAGCCUUCUAGCAUCCUUGCUGGUAGUGGAUUGUUUUAUUCUUUUCCUUAAAGAAGAAAUGCCAGUAUGUCCUAGAACCUAGAUAAAGAAGUGCACUUAAACUUAUAAUUUGCAUCUAAUCCAAAAGUCUUGGUCUUUUCUUGGUUCAUGAAAAAGCUGUUCUUCGUUUCCAGCUUGCAUUGAUUGCUGUAACAUUUACUAAUUUGGCUUUCACAUUUAUAUAGUUCUAUACUAAUCAAAACUUACAUUAUAGUUCGUUAUGGUAGAGUCUUUAAUUCAUGUGCUUUGUGUUCAGUUUUGUGCUUUGAGGGAGAUGCACCAAUUGUCCAUUUACCCUGCCUGCAUCACCUAAUGUUUAUGUGAGAAAGCAAAACAUUUCGGCUUGAUAGUUAACACAUCAAAUAUUUCUUGCUGCUUCUAGGAUGUCUUUUUUGUUUUUGUUUUUUUGUAUUGGGAUGGCUGAGUAAAUAUUAAUUUGCAGCCAUAUAUGGGAGAAAAUUGUUAAUUUGCAGCCAUAGAUGGAAGAAUCCUUGUUUCACGGGGUGGGCACCCCUCUUUCACUAUGUGCACACCCCUCUUUCACUAGAAAAUGAGAUAUCUGUGUUCCAAAAUAUUAUUUAUGUUGUAUUAAUUUGGUAGUCUAGCAAUACACGGAGGCAAUUGCAUGUUAGCUUGUGUAUGUCUAUAACUACCUUUCGAGUUACAUUGGCAUGGUAAAUACUUUGUCCCGCUUGAAUUUGCUCUCUGUUUAGAGUAGCCUGAAAAAUCUUACUGGCUUAGAAUCAGAUUCCUGACUAGCCCCUCUCUUAAAGCUACGUUGAGCUGCAUUGCCAGCUUAAGGCACUUUGUAAAGGCUAAAGAUAAAUCUGAUUUUAAGAAAUUAUUUUUUAUUUAAAUAAUGUUUUAGUGUAAGGUUAUUAACCUUAUAAGAAUGCUUACAAGAAUGUGAGCCUUAGAUAUUUCUCAUGAGUCAAAGCAGCUUUUUUAAAAAAAUAAGAAUUGGAAGCACAAAUGGGUGGCACUGGCUUAACGCUGUUAAUGUUUCUAAAAGUUUCUACAUUUAGAUUAUAUACCUGAUCCAUAUUAAAAUACCUCUAAUGAGCACUGUUUUAUAGAAAAUCUGACUUAAUCGAAUAUUUUUGUAUUUUACAUGGGCCAGUUUAUAUCCUAUUAUGUACGCUAUUAUUUCCUAUAGUCACGUAUUCUUUGUACCUUUUGUAGUUUUGUUUUACUGUGUUUACACCUUAAUGGUCUAACACUCUAUUUGGUUCUGAGUGUUUUUCAUGUAUUACCAUUUGUAUAAGGAAACUGGUCCAUGAGUUUCCUGGUGGCUCAGCAGGUUAAGGAUCCAGCAUUUGUCACUGCUGUGGCCUGGGUUUGAUUCCUGGCCUGGGAAUUUCUACAUGCCUCAGGUGUGCCCACCUCCCCAAAAAAAAUUAACAAAAAAAAAUCAAAAGAAACUGGUCCAUGUAAAUACUUUCCAUGUUUUUUCUUCAAAUGUUUAAACCACUAGUCGAUGUAUGGUAUUUCUCUUUAGAUAUUUGCCUGUCCAUUUGCUCAACAUAUUGCUUCUAAAACAAACAAUAAAGAUUCUUUUAUUUCUUAA